UCCUGGACUGCCUGUACGACACCAUACAGUUAUGUUUCUUCGACAAUACCACUACGGCCCUGGCCUGGAAGAGUCUGAGUCUGAUUCUUUCCAAGCACGCUGAUCCUCUACUUGAUAGUUGGGUACGUUCUCCAGCGCUGUUCGGCGAGCUGUCUGGUAUUGCCAUGGAUGCCAUGCUUGCUGCUUGUACCCUGCAAGCGCCUGCGCUUUCCCGCGUUUCCGACAAUGUGAAGGAGAAUACACCGCCAGAGACGAACGAAGACAGUAGAGACAAAGCCGAUAGCAGGCGCAGUAGCGCUGAGCAAGCUGGAAAGCUCACAGAGAGUGCGAAAUACUGUGAAGUGCCGAGUGAGGUCUCUAUGGCGGAAUCGCCCGAGUACAUAGCGCUGUUGGAGAAUCGAUUAAAGGUUAGCGUGCGCUUCGGAGUACAAGCCCAAGAGAGUUGCAG
Molecule: messenger RNA, 448 nt
Organism: Sphaeroforma arctica JP610
Lineage: Eukaryota; Ichthyosporea; Ichthyophonida
Exons: 1
Source: RefSeq, a predicted model, not a curated record